Messenger RNA from Sebastes umbrosus (honeycomb rockfish), 8307 nucleotides. It is a transcript of the gene tmem132e, whose product is annotated as transmembrane protein 132E. The coding region runs from base 1275 to 4553 and encodes 1092 amino acids. The record is from RefSeq and is a predicted model, not a curated record. The transcript has 9 exons. NCBI's taxonomy places the organism in Eukaryota, Metazoa, Chordata, Actinopteri, Perciformes, Sebastidae.
UUGAGUUUGUAUCGGAGUUAAAAAGCGGACCAGAGACACACAGAGAGACACAGAGACACACAGAGACAGCGUCUGGAUGAGGAGCAGCGUGACUGACAGGCAGACAGACAGCUGCUGCACAAAGCGGAUAACUAACUGGGAUUAAAAACCACCAAAACACCGGAGAGUUCGUCCUACUUGGCGGUGUUUCGGACUCGGUAACCGGCACCGACGAUGCUCCUGCAGCCUCCUGGCUCAUUCAAACAGCACAAAGUGAAGAGGAACAAGAAAAGUAGCUGCUGGAUCAUCUGGUGCGUGUCUCUGGUGAUGCUCUGCUGCGGUAGGUGAACUCCUGGGAAAACCUUUUUAUUAUAGGACAAGCUGCUUUUUAUUUGGGUUGCUGUUUUGUCGCAGCUAACCAGGACCUUCCUGGCUUGUUUUAAUGGUGCAAAUCCACCGUUUUCCUCCUCAGAAUGUCUUCUUCAUCUUCUUCUUUUUGGAUUUUAAAUGAAACUGGAGAAGUCAGUGAGAGCUGAACCUUUCUCCUCUCCAUCACCAAUUACGCAAGGAAUUUAAUGCAUGAAUUCUUUCUUUUUCAAAGGUCUUUUUUUUAUUAUUAAUUGUCAAUAAUCAAUAGAACAGUCACUACACAUCAAUCAAUCAUAACCUGACAGCAACAUACACACAGGACCUGACUGAUCCUCAAUCAUGGAGACAUAAAAUUCAAAUUGUAGAGAAAAAUAAGACAAGUAAGUCAUGAAAUAAUAAUAAAAAGAAGAGAAGGGAAAAAUUACAAUUUUUUUUUUUUAAUAUAUAUAUAAAUAAUAAUAAGAAUACAUGAAUUCUUAACUGGAGAAACCACACAGACAUCUCUUUUUUCUCCUCUGCUUGUUAUCUACACUAGAAUAACCCUUUUUUUUUUUUGGCACGCACGAUUCAGCUUAUCCAGAGCUCAUCUGAUGUGCAUUGAUUGAUGAUUUUUGGGGACAUUUAUUGUGCACAAGGACUUGGAUUCUCUCAUCUCUUCCUCACCACCCAGUUGUGCCAUUUGGAGCAGGAUAACUUUUAUUCUCCCAUGUGGGAAUAAACCACUGGACUGUAGCUGGACACAUCUUUCUGAAGACGCUCAGAUCCAGAUCUUUUGCGCAUCAUCCAAGUUAAGACCCAUCAGGAAGAAGAGCAGCAUCGUGUGGAGGCUAACACCUGCAGAUCGGUUUAUUUAUCCACCAUCGACUGCUACUGCUACUGCUACUGGGACAACUGGGAUUUAACAUCCUCCUGCUGGGAUUUCUACCAUGUCAGGUGUCCGGGACUGCAGAUGGGCUCUCCUCCUCAUCUGUGUGGUGGUGCUUUCCUCUGCUCUUGCAGGUAAAAUCUCCCCAACCAGCUCGGAUGCCCUCCUCAGCUCCUCAGCAAUGACAGCCAGUCCUGCGCCACCCAACGUGUACCUCCCCGCCAACUUCAAAAUGUCCAAUGCACAACUGGCUUUCUUCUUGCGGGAGGCUCAGAUCACAGGACAAACAGUUGGCGGCGGCGGCGGUGGAGGCGGUGGCAGCAAGAGCAGCAGCAGCCCCAGCACUGGACAUCCGCUGCAGCGCUCUGAGAGUUUUGUGGUUUUCCAGACAAAAGACCUCCCCGCCAUCAACAUAAGCUUUGGGCCCUUUGCCCGGGACCAGGCCUUGUCCAAGGAGCUGCUCCAGCCAGCCAGUCCGCUGGAUAUUCCCGGCCAGCUGACAGUCAACUGGAAGGUGAGGGCCUUCAUUGUCCAGGCUCGGGUCUUCUCCAACAACCCCACGGUCCAGGUGUUUUUCUACAUCGCGGGACGCGACUGGGAUGACUUCAAGGCUCAGGACAAGCUGCCCUGCGUCCGUCUGCAUGCCUUCCGGGACGUCCGUGAAAUUAAAACCUCCUGCCGCAUGAAAGGCAACCUGGCGCAGUGCUUGGCCCAGCUGGAGCUGCCCCCGUCCUGGUUUAACACCAACGUGGCCCCGCUGGGUCGGAGGAAAGGCUCCACCGACGGGCUCCUGGACGGGCUGACCAGUGAGACCCUGCAGGCCGAGCUCUACUACACCCUCCACGGGCCCACUCUAGAUGGGGAGUGCAGCGAGGGCUCAGGUCACAGGGGCGGUGGUGUUUCCAGGGGAGAGCCUCUGUCACAGCACCCCCUGCUGCGCAUCGGCAGCAUCAGCCUGUACCAGGCCAGCCAGGAGCAGCUGCUGGUGGACAAACAGCUGGACAAGAACAUGUUCCUGAGGCUGCCUGAGAAGCCCCUGAAGCCGGGAGAAACCCUCAAGAUCUUCCUCUACUUGAUGCCCAACUCCACCGUCGAGCAGUUCACCCUCCGGGUCAAAGCAAAGAAAGGGGUGAACCUGCUCGAGACCAAGUCGAAGAACGCCCAGUGGAAGGUGGACUGGGAGGUUCAGUCUGGCGCCAAGCACUCCAUCACCACCAUCGACGUGAACAAGAACAAAGCAGUCAAACAGGGGGACGUAUUGGGCAAUGUGGAGGUGAUGCAGUUGGACUUCGAGAUGGAGAACUUCACCAGCCUCUCGGUGACCAGAAGGAUCAACUGGAACAUCGACUACAAGGGGCAGAACCCGCCGCCCGACUCAGAGAAGGUGGUGACGGAGUUGACGGUGGUGCAGCGAGAUAUCCAAGCCAUCAUCCCUCUGGCUAUGGACACUGAGAUUAUCAACACGGCCAUUCUGACCGGACGCACUGUGGCCAUUCCCGUCAAAAUGGUCUCCAUAGAGAUGAACGGAGCAGUCACUGACGUCUCAGCCUUUGUGCAGUGCAAGUCCUCCAAUGAAGACAUUGUUAAGGUGUCCAUGAAUUGUGACUACGUGUUCGUCAAUGGGAAGGAGACGCGGGGAUCCAUGAACGCGAGGGUGAUCUUCAGCUACGAGCAUCUGAGCGCGCCGCUGGAGCUGACCGUCUGGGUGCCCAAACUUCCCCUGCAGGUGGAGCUUUCUGACAACAAUCUGAGCUUCAUCAAAGGCUGGAGGGUUCCCAUUCUGCCCGACCGAAGGAGCACCAGAGACAGCGACGCAGACGACGAAGACGACGAGCGCCGGGUGAGUCGAGGCUGCACCCUGCAGUACCAGCGGGCCCUGGUCAAGGUGCUGACCCAGUUCCACACCACGUCCACAGAGGGCACCGACCAGGUCAUCACCAUGCUGGGGCCCGACUGGCAGGUGGAUGUCACGGACCUGGUCCAGGACUCCCUGAAGGUGGCCGACCCCAGGAUAGCUGAGUUGGUGGACAGGACGGUGUUGGUGGGUCUGGAGCUGGGAUCCACCGUGCUGAAGGUGGAGUCUCCGCUGGCAGUGGACGCCGUGUUGGGAGAGUCGGAGUUCUCGGUCACAGACGAAAAGGUUUCCAUCACGGAGAUGCGUGUUCACGCCGUCUCGGGCCUGACCCUAUCGCUGCAGCCCAGCCCCGGCAACAGCCACACCAUGGUGGCCAAGGCAACUGGCGUCCAGACUCUCACUGCUCCCAAGCAGGAGGCCAGUCUAUCUGUCUGGAUGCUUUUCAGCGACAACACAGCUGCCACUCUGACUUACUUUGAUCCUAAAGACUACAACCUCAACGCCUCCACGCUGGAUGACCGAGUCGUGUCGGUAUCCCAGGAGCCCCAACAACGCUGGCCUGUGGUGGUGGCAGAAGGGGAGGGAUCUGGUGAGAUGGUGCGUUUAGAGAUGACCAUCUGCGAGGCCUGCCAGAAGACCAAACGCAAAAGCGUCAUCGCAGCUGCUGCAGUUUAUGUCAAGGUCCGCUUCGGCCCAGAGGAAGAUUCUGAGGAGGAGGUAACCACCGAGGGCGAGAUAGAGCUGGCGCCCGUCACCCGGCGUCCAAUCAUUGAUCCGAACAUCAAUGGAAGAAUUUAUGAGACAUCUAAUGAGCAGCCUGCCAGUGUUCCCAUUGAUUACACCAAUUUCCCCACCAUUAGCAACCAGGAGCGACCAACUGAGAGUGAUGAAGAGGAGGAAGACGACUUUGUGCAUUCACCUCGCAACAUGACUGACCUUGAGAUUGGCAUGUACGCUCUACUGGGAGUCUUCUGUCUGGCCAUCUUAGUCUUUCUCAUCAACUGCAUCGUGUUCGUGCUUAAAUACCGCCACAAGCGGAUCCCGCCGGAGGGUCAGGCCAACAUGGACCAUUCCCACCACUGGGUGUUCCUGGGAAACGGCCAGCCGCUGAGGGCCCAGUGUGAUCUGUCGCCGCAGCAGGUAGAAAGUCCCAGUAACCCUCAGGAGGGCGUACAGACUUGCUGCCACGGGGACCACCACAGCAGUGGCAGUUCCCAGACUAGCGUUCAAAGCCAGGUCCACGGGCGGGGCGACGGCAGCUCCGGGGGCUCCACGAAGGAGAACGGCGAGGAGGCCAGUUCACCCACCUCCAAGCGCAAGAGAGUCAAGUUCACCACCUUCACCACCCUUCCCACAGAGGAGCUGCCCUACAACUCCAUCCCAAUAGCAGAUGAGGAGGACAUUCAGUGGGUUUGCCAGGAUAUGGGCUUUCAAGACCCAGAGGAACUGCACGACUACAUGCGCAGAAUAAAAGAAAUAGCCUGAGAUAAGAGGUGCGGUGUGAAGCACAGCUCUCAGCUUUCUAAAGAAACGUUCCUUUCUAUUUUUCUCUUUUUCACCUAAGUGAAAGCUAAUUUUUCACAGACUAAAAGGCCAACUGUUGUUUUGGUUAGGGUGUGUUCCAUUUAGUUUGCACAGUGCUGUAAUCUCAUACACGCUCACACAGAAGAGAAUGCAAGGAAGCCAAAGACUUGACCAGAGGAUCUCAAUCACUAGAGGAAUCUGUAAAUCUUGGCUACAUGUUUCACUGGGAAGCUGAGCCAUGGCCAGACGUGAGAGCUGCUCCAGCUUUCUUAUUUUCAGGAUUUGUAGAGAAAGCCUGAUACGGACAGGAGCGUAGAAGAGGUUUUGGUAUUGGCUGUAUUUUCGCUGGCUCGGUGGGACUCUGCAGUACUGUACCUACUCCAAACAAAGAUGCCUUUGAUGAACAAAAAAAACUGUCAAAGACUCUCAUGAAAGCUUAAAAAAAAAAAUCAUUUUGUUUUUGCCAAAGUAGGAAAAGCGUUAUUUUAAUGGCGAAACUUUCUUCAUUGUUGUUCUUGGUGCAGCACACUCAUGAUUUGUACUCAUGUUCAUUCCUUACAUUUUUCUACAUUUCAUAGGUAGUCAAAAAGCAGUGCCCUACUACUAGUCCUCUUGGUCCUGAACAAAUCUAAUGCCUUAUUAAAAAACGGUCACAGUUCACUUCUUAUAUCAGCGCGGACACCCUGUUUUCUCACUACGGCUAGAGACGGUGUAGUAAGAUGUAAAAUACUACGGCUGAUCUCGAGCAUGAGGUCUAAUUAGAGAAGAGCUUGUGUAUUGUGAGGAUCUCUAGCGUGCAUGGACGGGGAUCUUGAGGCACAAUCAGUUUUCCAAAUUUGUAAAUGUUUGUAUUGUAAUUAUAUAAUCAUUCAUACACAUGACUAAAGUAAAUAUGUUAUCAUGCAUUACACGCAUGCCAUGUCAGGCCUACUACAUACACGCAGACAUUCCUCUCCAGUAUGUGUAUAUACCGUAUCGAGCCAGAGUCUCCUCCAGCACCUUCGAUCAACAAGUUACUCAGAGCUAGAAGAGUGGGGAAGUCUUGGAAAUGUUGUAGUCUCGUGGUGAGUAGAAGGUUUGGUAAUGUCACGACCGAUCUGUAGCUUGUUAACAAAGUGGUAUCACAUUUGACUUUUUCUGAGGAUUCUUAUGCAUCAGAAUUGUAACAGAUCUAAUCUUUUGAUGAUAUAAGUUCGGCUGCCCUCUAGCCUUUGGGGAAAACAAUAAAAACUUAUAAUGUACUAGUCGGAAACAUUCUCACUGAACACAAGAAACUCUCCAGGAAAGUUCAUUCACCAGAAAACAAGAUCACUGAAUAAAUUAUUGAUUUUGUGCUCCAUCGUUUAAAUCAUGGCCAUCCCAUGUUGUUUUUAAAACACACUCUACUAUGUACGUAGUCCCAAUUUCCUUUUAAUCUAUUCCAGUGAACUCACAUCUGCAGGUCACAGAUGUGCUUUGUCUGAACUAAACGGACGAGGCAAGAGACUAGCAGCAGAGAAAUCAGUGGUGUUGCUACCAGCAGGUGAGAUAGGUGGAUGUGACGACGCGUAAAAAAGUCUCUCAGGAUGCUGAUUGGCUGCAUUGACAAAUCAAAGUGAUUGAAAACAGCACAGUCAACGGAUGUCAUUUGCAGGUUUUGUCGCGCAGCAAGUGUUACUUCACCCUUCGCUAAGCCCUUACUGUUGCUAGGCCUGUCAAGCUUUCGCACCCGGCAUGUCAAUAUGUCGUUUUCAACGAUAUCAGUGAGAGUUAUUGCAAAGGAAAUAAUGUCCGAUUUUGGGAAUAACCGUUGUGAAACAUCAGAGAGAGGUAGACAGAAAGGACUACAAUAUCCAUUUGUUAGCUCACAAUAUAAUUCAGCAAAAUAUUGUGAACAUUAAAAGCGAGGGAAAAGGUCACCAGCGUCCGACACCCCACGUCUUGACACCUCAUGUGACACCUCAAACAGGUUUCUGCACAGCACUGUUAAGGCCCAGACACACCAAGCCAACAUCAAAGAACUAGCGGCGAUGCAAGUCAACUGCUGCGUCGCCUCACGUCACCUUCGUCUCGGCCAACAAGUUGCAUUCAAACACACCGCAAAGACUCCAGCCGACAGCCAGUUAGCACCUACGUUCUGGUCCUGCUUGACAGGCAUUCUGUGCCUAGUUACGGUUGCUAACGUAGGAUGGACAGUGGCUGUUCUAGGAAGAGGCUUAGCGAAGGGUCAGAUGCUGUAUUGAGCAUUUAAAGGUUAACUGACAUGGAUUUUUACACUAAAGCAGGAGAGAUCUGGAGGGUUUAGAAAAAGCAUCUCAACCGAGAACUGAGAGCAUGAUGACAUCAGAGCUACCAGGAUGUUUAAUUGCAGUCGCCCGUUUUAGCGUAGCUUUUUUGGUCGAUGUUCGGAGAUGACUUUUGAAGGUUGAUGUUAUUCAAGCUCUGAUCUCACAUAAAACAAGUUAUUUUCAGGACUAAUGAGGCAACCAUGUGAUAAAAACAUUAGUUUCCGUGUCACUUUCCUUUAAUUCUGUACUGCAUCUAAGGGCUUGGAUUUUUUCUUUUAUGUUAACUGACUGAUUUUGGUGAGAAAACUAAUGUUGCUCUGUCUGUGGUGAUAAUGAGCGUAAGCUCUAUACGUCACUCAAGACUGUCAAUCAAACACUUUAUCGCCCUCCUACCUGCUUUUCAGCCCCCGCAGCCUUAUUAAAGACCCAAUCCAGAAUUGUUCUCCAACACAAGCUUUAUAUGGGACAUUGAACUAAAGACAUAUUUUAUAUUUACUUAAGAUUUGUUCCCUGAGCUCCUUCAUUCAUUGACUGGCCAUGUGGUUUGCUUACAGCAACAUUGUAAAUACGGGAGCUUUAAUUAUCCACUUAUGUGAAAGUUGCGAUGAGAUUAUUUCCCAUUAGUAAACCAUACCUUACAUUUAAUAUUCUACAUGUAUAUAGAGCCGCAUCUGAUCCUGGAUUGGGACUUUAAGGAUUUGCUUUACUGCAUGCCCUCUCUAUGUUCCAUGUGGUUGAGAUGAACAAUGACCUGAUUCUAGUGUUUUAAUGAUAUUCAAUCUGUGUUAACAUCUAAUGAGAAGACGAGACAUUAUUUUUGACAGUCCAAGCCCGUCCCUUCAGCCACAGCAUCAACAUGAUUUGCCAUGAAAUUAAGAGAAGCAGCAGCAGCAGCAGCCAGCUGGAAGUGAUUCAGUUUUAACCUUAGAUGAUGGUUUCUCAGGAUGAAUGUAGGAUUAUAAACUAAACCUGGCUGUUAAGUGUUAAUGUGGUCAGCCCAAUCUGGUGACACUAUAACAGAUUAAGUAUCUAAUAGCAGCUUUACACACUGUAUUACUCACUCAGUAUGUAAAUAUGUUGCCCACGUCUCGAAAACGUUUUAUUUUUCACAGAAUUUUUACAUCCUACUUCCCCUUCCUCAAGUCUUUUUUUGUAAUGCUGCUUUGGUGACGGUGCACAUAUUGCUCAUUUUGUAUUUUCUUCAAGCUGCUAAUAGAAACUUAGUCUUUUUACUACACGUGGUUGAACAUCUUGAAUUGUACCUUUAUGCCCCUCCAUGGAAAACUGUGCACGACGUGCACGGCUCAGUCGGCUGUGCCAAGUAACCACGACACUCACAAUAAUAUGUUAAUGUACAGAGCACUGUUAAAUUUCCUGUAUUCUCUUGAAAAUAAACCCUUGUAUUUUCCCGUUAUAUGUAAAGUACUAAAGAAAAUGCAAUACACAAA